This is a messenger RNA of Darwinula stevensoni, 1376 nucleotides long. The record is from the annotation of a GenBank genome assembly. NCBI's taxonomy places the organism in Eukaryota, Metazoa, Arthropoda, Ostracoda, Podocopida, Darwinulidae.
UUGGCUUUGAAAUUGUGCUAACUCAGUUGAAGUGACAAAAUGCAACGCAAAAAAAUGUGAUACUGCAGGAUACCUUGGGACCUAUGCUGGUGACCAGGUCACUGUAUCAUAUAAAACAAUGAGUUAGUGUAAGUGAGCAUAACAGGGCUAAGUUGGUUUUUAUAUUUUCAGUAGCAAGAAAAAUUCCAGAAAUUUUUAAUAUUCAUAUGUAUUUUCAGCAAUCAUCACAUCCAGUAUGCCAGUCAUUCCUGCCCAGAAUCCUAUAGGAAGAAUGUUCAGGUUCCAAUAUGCCCCUUAUGUGGAAUUGCAGUUCCUAUCAAGAAAGGGGAAAUGCCUGAUAUCAGAGUUGGAGAACAUAUUGACAACAAUUGCAACUCUGAUGUUGCCCUUUCUAAACAAAAGGUGUAUGCCAAUCGUUGUCAAGUGAAGGGCUGCAAAGGAAGAGAAGUGAUUCCUAUCCAUUGCCCAGAUUGCAACUUGAACUUCUGUCUGAGGCAUCGCCAUGGAAGUGACCAUGACUGUAGAGGAGUUACAUCAGUUUCCCAUUCCCAAAUCAGGUCUUCACUGCCAUUGAAAGAAGGUGGGAGAGGUUCAGAUAAGCCCAGUCAAGAGGAGGAAGAUCUAAUGUUGGCCAGGGCAAUAGCUGCCAGUGAACAGGAAUACAUUUCACAGAACAGAGACCAGACCAAUACUAGAUCACAGAGAACUCCAAUGAGGAAUCCUUGCAAUGUUUCAUAAUGUGCAGGAGAAUUAUGCAUAUUCCUCAGAAAUAUCUUCUUACCCUGUUUGACCUGAUAUGCUGUGAUUGAGAAUUUGAACUGUAAUGGGUGUCAAUUCAUGGUGUUAGCACAUGAUUGUUUCCAGCCAUAGGCACUCCCUAUGUUGUGAUCCAUUUCAAUUCAUGUGUACUAUUUCUUUGUUUCUUCUUCCUCAAUGCAAUUUUAGAGUACAAGCCAUUUUAAGCUGCAAAGAAUUUAGGUGAACAUGUUUGCUGAACUCCAAAUGCUGAAGUACUUUCUUCAUUUGAGGAAUGACACUUCUUAGCUUGUCAGUCUUUUUCCUUUGGGUCACACUGUUUGAUAUAUUUUUUACAGUUGUGGAUUGUGGCUUAAAGGCAAAUCAAGGUGGACAGAAUCACUUAUACGUGAAUGACACAGGCCUAUUCCAUUUGUUCAAUGCCCUUUUCAAAUCUCUUGCAUUCCACUUUAACCAUGCUCAGGCUCAUUGUCUGUCAGUUGUGGAUUAAAAAGAACUAUGAUGGACAUAAGGAACCGAAUGCCAUUACAAGUGUGGUUUUUUUCAUGAGAUGUUCCAAAAGUGUACGCGCUGCACAUCAAGUAUGGCAUGUGGCAAGGGAGAAUCGGAUUGGAUCGGCC